ACCGGGUGCCAGAGCUGUCCUUGGAGCUGGGGAGCAGGGGACAGGAUGGCUCCGCGGAGAGCUGUGCAGCUGUCCCUGAAGAAGCCCACCUAUGCCGUGUGUGUGGUGGGGACCGAGAUUCAGGUUAAUGUCCACAGAGAUGUGCCCAGGGGUGCCAAGACCUUCAGGGUCUCUUCGAGCUCUAAGGUGCAGGUCUUAGUGGCCUCUGAUCCCAGACGGAUGACAGAACCCACAGGCAAGGCCCACUGGUCACUGGACGCCACCGUGGACGUGAUCUUAUCCGUGGACACAGCCAGUGAGGAUGUAAACGACCUCAAGGUGAAGGUGUCAUAUUUCAAGCAGCAGGAGAACCAUCCCCUGGCCCACAGCUUGCUGUACCUGACUGCAGUGGAUGUUUCCCUUGAUGUCGACACCAGCCGCACAGGCAAAGUGAAGAGACGCCAAGGGGACAAGAAAACUUGGCGCUGGGGCCCCGAGGGCCACGGGGCCAUUCUGCUGGUGAACUGUGACAAGGACAGCCGUGGGUCCCCGGAGCCCGAUCUCAGCAGCAGCCAGCUGGCGUCGCUGGACGACCUACAGGACAUGUCCCCCAUCGUGCUGACCUGUGACGGCCCCGAUGAGGUCUUUGACAGACACAAGCUGGUCCUGAGCGUGUCCCUGUCCGACUCCAGGAGGGUGCGGGUCUUCCAAGCUCGGGGUAGAACUUCCGUCUCCAACUACAAGCAGGUGCUGGGGCCCCAGCACCUGUCCCACAGAGUGGAGCGGCGUCCUGGGGAGCGGGAGAUCAGGUUCUGUGCUGAGGGGCUUGCUUUUCCCGACGCAGACUUCUCAGGGCUGCUUUCUCUCAGCGUCCGCCUGGUGGACACAGCGUCCCUGCCCGAGGUGCCUCUCUUCACAGACACCGUGGUCUUCCGGGUGGCGCCCUGGAUCAUGACCCCCAGCACCCAGCUGCCCCUGGAGCUCUAUGUGUGCAGCGUCACAGACGCGCACGGCUCCAAUGAGAAGUUUCUGGAUGACAUGGCUGACCUGGCGCUGAAAGCCAGCUGCAAGCUGGUCGUCUGCCCCCGGGUGGAGAAUCGUAAUGACCGCUGGAUCCAGGAUGAGAUGGAGUUUGGCUACAUCGAGGCCCCUCACAAGUCCUUCCCAGUGGUCUUCGACUCCCCCAGAAACAGAGGCCUGCGGGAUUUCCCCUAUAAGAAGAUCCUGGGUCCGGACUUCGGCUACGUGACCCGGGAGCUCCUCUUCUCCGGCGCCUCCAGCUUAGAUUCCUUCGGCAACCUGGACGUCAGCCCACCCGUGACAGUGGGCGACACCGAGUACCCCCUGGGCCGGAUCCUCAUCGGCGGCAGCUACCCCAAGUCCGGCGGGAGGCGGAUGGCCAAGGUGGUGAGAGACUUCCUGGAGGCCCAGCAGGUGCAGGCGCCCGUGGAGCUCUACUCAGACUGGUUGUCCGUGGGCCACGUGGACGAGUUCCUGAGUUUUGUGCCCACCUCUGACCCGAAGGGCUUCCGGAUGCUCCUGGCCAGCCCCAGCGCCUGCCUUAGGCUGUUUCAGGAAAAGAAAGAGGAGGGCUACGGGGAGGUGGCCCAGUUUGCUGGGUUAAGACACAAGGCAAGGAGGAGCAUCAACGAGAUGCUGGCAGACAGACACCUGAGGAACGACAGCCUCCAGGUCCAGAAAUGCAUCGACUGGAACCGGGAGGUGCUGAAGCGGGAGCUGGGCCUGGUGGAGGGUGACAUCAUCGACGUCCCGCAGCUCUUCUCCCUGAAGGGCGUCUACGCCGAGGCCUUCUUCCCUGACAUGGUGAACAUGGUGGUGCUGGGCAAGCACCUGGGCAUCCCCAAGCCCUUCGGGCCGGUCAUCAACGGCCGCUGCUGCCUGGAGGAGAGGGUGCGCUCGCUGCUGGAGCCGCUGGGCCUCCACUGCACCUUCAUCGACGACUUCACCCCCUACCACCUGCUGCAGGGCGAGAUUCACUGCGGCACCAACGUGCGCCGGAAGCCCUUCGACUUCAAGUGGUGGCACGCGGUGCCCUGAGCCCUCGCCCACCUGCCGUCCCCUCUGCCCUCCUGCUGGGCUACCCUACCCGGCAAGGACGAGACACACACCGGCCUCCCUCCUCUGGGGGGCCCUUGGCACUCCCACCUCAGUGCCUGCAAGCAUGCGGGCCACGGUGGGCACUGGGUUUCAGGGGUGAACGCCGCCCUGCCUGGCCCAAGGGUGACUGACCCCGUCUUCCCCUCACCUUCCUCAGCCAUGGCCCCAGAGGUCCGAGGCCUGUAGCCUUUGCAUGAACAAGCUGGCUUCAAACGGCUCCCUUCUAUCUGGACACCUUAUCGGGGCUCAGGAAGAGUGGGGUUGGGUCUGCACCAGGAGUGGGAGCUGAUCCCUUAGCGUCUGCUGUGAGGACGCCAGUUCCCGGCAGCCUAUGGCUCUCAUCAGACCAGGAAGAGAGAUCUGGGCACCCUCUUUCCAAAGGGGACCCAGGCGAUGACCCCCAGUGCCCUUCAGCUGUAGGAAGCAAACAGGGACAGGAAACCCCGGUGUCUGAGGACUUGUUUUUUAAAAAGGAGGCAACGAAACCCCUUUAAUAUCUGCCUCAGACCUCAAAGGGUGCUUGUUACCUGUCUGGAAGCCUUUAAUUAGGAGAGCUGGCUGCUUCCGGCCUCAAAGUGCUGAGCAGUGGAGAGGGACUUAGGGCGACUGAGUAGGGAGCCUGGGGAGGAGGCCAGAGCGGCAGAGGAAGCUGGGCAGGGACCUCCAGGCCUGCAGGCUUCUGUGCCCUGGGACCUCCAGGGCUUUGGCAUUUGGACCCCUCACCUGCAGGCAGCUGGCUGUUCCGGAUGUAGGGGUGUGGCCCAGAUGUUAGAAGAGGGUGGGGGACCAUUAGGUUAUCUCUGAAGGUGGGGCUUAAUUCCCUUUAAUAGUCUGUCAUUAUCCUCUUCUGCAGGCAGGGGAGGAGAAGGCUGGUCUGCUGCCCCUCGGCAGCCUGGGGCCCCACACGCACAAGCACACACACACAUUCGCACAAGUGUGUGCCACUUUGCUGUGAGCAGCUCCCCAUGGCAGACCAGGUCCCUGCUACAGGAGGACACACAGCUGCUCACCAGGUUAAUAGCCCCAUGAGGCCACAGGGCCUUUGUGGCUGCAGCGCUGGGCAGGAGGGAGACAGCCAACCUCCUCCCUCCUGGCUGGGGGCUGUGGCCGCUGUUAGUCCCGAACCUCUGCCUGUCUGCAUUUGUGGGGACCCUGAAGAGUCCUCAGACCGAACCGGUUGUUGUCACUCUUUUGGGCCCGGAAUAAAGGCUUUUGUGGAACUGCCUUGGAUAACAUGGGUGGGAACCUGGAUCCUACCCUGCCUGAAGGUUCCCAGGCCCCUUUGCAAACACUUGCUCUGACCUGGCACCUUCCUGUCAGGAUCAGGACCCCGCUGAGGCUGAGCUGUGCAGAAGGAGCUGAGGAUGUGGGUCGGGAUCAGAGCCUCCUGAGUAAAGGGUCCUGGGUGGGAGAGGAGCUGAUGUGCAGAGAGAUCGGGAGUUGUGAGGCUCUGGAGUUACUGCCGGGGCCACUGGGCUCCUGGUGUCCUGCUAAGAGUGUUCUGGUGACCAGGCACCUCCUUUCUGAUCAAUAAAAACAUCGGCAUUCAUUUCCUUUGCUUGC
Messenger RNA from Fukomys damarensis (Damara mole-rat), 3660 nucleotides. It is a transcript of the gene Padi1, whose product is annotated as peptidyl arginine deiminase 1. Gene Ontology annotation, molecular function: protein-arginine deiminase activity; calcium ion binding. The coding region runs from base 46 to 2037 and encodes 663 amino acids. Gene Ontology annotation, cellular component: cytoplasm. NCBI's taxonomy places the organism in Eukaryota, Metazoa, Chordata, Mammalia, Rodentia, Bathyergidae. The record is from RefSeq and is a predicted model, not a curated record. The transcript has 16 exons.